AUGCCUGGUCAAGAAUACUAUCCAAAUAAGAAUCAUCCAAAAUUCAGAAAAGAAUUCGCAAUCCCAAUAGCUGUUGUUCUGAUUACAUUGUCAAUCGUAGUUGUCGUAGUUUUACUCGUCUAUCAUUAUCGAAGAAAACGACGAAAUAAACAAACCCCAGAGCCAUCAGUUAAUGCUGUAAGCCAUUCAAAGUACAAAACUGAUGAUAUGGUAAAGCCAAAACAGAAUGUUGGAAUUGUACCGGAUUCAAGUAAAACUUAUCCCAGCUAUGAAAUUGCUUCACUUAGUACAGCUGCACCACCAGUGGAAGAUCCACAACUCCGCGUAAUCCAACUAUGCCACCGUUACCACCACAACAGAAUCAAUAAUAUUAAAUUGAAGAGGCAUAUUCUGGAUUGGCAUUGCUCACUACUCAAAAAAUUCCUUCUGUAG
This is a messenger RNA of Trichobilharzia szidati, 432 nucleotides long. NCBI's taxonomy places the organism in Eukaryota, Metazoa, Platyhelminthes, Trematoda, Strigeidida, Schistosomatidae. The record is from the annotation of a GenBank genome assembly.